Molecule: messenger RNA, 1155 nt
Organism: Rotaria sp. Silwood2
Lineage: Eukaryota; Metazoa; Rotifera; Eurotatoria; Philodinida; Philodinidae
Source: the annotation of a GenBank genome assembly
AUGGAAACAAGAUUAUUGAUAUAUUUUACUGUAAUAGAUCCAUCAAUAACUUCUGUUGAAGAUUUAUCAAACGAAAUUUAUUAUGAAAUAUUUGAAUAUUUGGAUGGUGUUGAAAUAGUGAAAGCAUUUUCUAAGCUUAAUUCUCGAUUUCAACAACUGCUUCGUCCUUCAUCACUUUUGAUUAAAACUGAUUUUUAUUUGUUUCAUUAUGAAGAAAUGAUAAAUAAAGAUUAUGAUUUAGGGAUAUUCUCAACUAAAUUAUGUUCCAAUUUAAAAAUCUUAUCUAUUAGAUGUUCACAAAAUAUUAUUUUUCUUGAUUCUAAUCGAUGGACACAAUUAAUCUCACUUUAUUAUCCACAAUUAGAAAAAUUCUAUUUGACUUAUAAUGAUCGUAUCGAUAAUGAUAAUCAAUAUGAAAUGUAUUCUGGACAAAUAGAUCAAUUUUCUUCCUCAUUCUGGAUUGAACGCAAAUGGAUCUUUUAUAUUAGAAUUCAUAAUACAGAUAUUAAAUAUAUGAUUUGUCCAUACAAAAAAAUGUGGUUUGAUUAUAUACAAGAUAACAAUAAUGAAUAUUCUAAAUCGACAACUUUAAUAAUAACAAAUACUAAUAGUGAUUUAUAUGAUAAUAUGUUAUUAAAAAGACUCGAUCGUGUUUUAACUAUUACAAAAAUUUAUCAUUUAAAUAUUACUGAAAAAGAAUCAUCAAUUAAUAUGUUAGUUCUUUUGAUAAAAUCAUUACCUGAUUUAAUAACAUUCAAACUUCGUUCACUAUCGUCUGAUGAUACCGUAGAAUUUACUAUUAUGGAACUUGUCGAAUUCUUUUCAUUUACAGGUAAGGGUAAAGUUAAGAAAGUUUAUCUCGAAGUAAUCAAUGGUGAACGAGACUUUAAUAUUGUUCGAUUAUUUUGUCCAAACAUGAGAUAUCUUACAGUGAAACAUAUAUAUAAUAUGAACAUUCAAUCGUUUCUACGUACAAUUCUAAAGAAAAUAACUGCUAAUAGUAAAAUUCGUGUUCGUUCAUUAUGUUUCCAUAUACCACUAGCAGAUGAUCAAGUUGUUCAAAACUUACAAACAUAUAUUAGAUGUGAACAAUUACUCCUUCAAUUUACAAUUAAACGUAUACUUGAUGAUUACAUCAAUUUACAAUGGACAUGA